GCACGCAUGCAGUAGGGCCGAAGCCCAUGUAAGAUCAUCUACUUAAGUACCAAUAGACGAGGGGAGAGGUAUCAAACUUGUAACAAACAACUGGAUUGCUUCGCAAGCUGACCUCGUUCCUUCCUCGCCAAUCCUCUUCCCGAUCUGAUUCCAAUCCCCAAUUCUUCCUCUCCUUUCCCCGCUACCUUGCUGCCUCUCACAAUUGGUAUCAGAUUCGUUCGAUCCCUGAGUGUCUCCCAUCCUGGAUCUCGCCCCUACCCACGACCACUUCACGAGAUUUCAGCGCCGCCUGGGCGCGAUGAAUCCCGACACCAAGCUCAUCCUGGAGGAACUCCAGAAGCAGUUCGCCGAGCAGGACGACAAGUUGGAGCGCCACUUUGGCGAUCUGGAAGCCAAGUGGGAGAAGAAGUUCGACGACGCUGAUGACACCACCGAAUCCAGGCUCGUCACAUUGGAGAAGGUGGCCGCCGCCUACGAAGAGUGGCAGCCCGGCAUCGAGGGCACCAUGGACGACCUCAAGCUCGAGGGUCCGCAAGCUGAACAAGCAUUGGGAGCGCGCGGUCCGCGACAACGCUCCGGUGCCGGAGUCACGGCCGACGGGCCUAAUGGCCAUCGCGUCGACAUAUACAACCAGGAGGAUGGGUAUGGGUCUGUGACGACUCUUCUCUAUCCCCCGGUCAAGGGAGGAGGUUUCUGCCCCUGUGAAGAAAAUGGAUGUCAGACGCUCUAACUACUCCUACCAGAAUCGUCACUCCUUUGCUGCUCCUCUACCACUUCCUCCCCCUCCGAAGAGUGACAAGCCCCAGUCUGUCAAGGACACAGAUCGCCGAGCCACUGACGCAUCUCGAGCUCGUACUACAGAUGAUUGUUUCGUUGCACUGCAUUCUUAUUGUCGUGCUCAGGGCUUAUGUCAGUGGUGUGUUGAAAGUUGGUCCAAAGGCCAUCGUUGUGCCGACAAGGUUCAGCUUAAUGCCUUGCAAGAACUAAUGGAGGUGUUCCAGAUUUCUGAGACUGCUGACCCUGGGGAUGCCACUGCUGAUUCAGUGGAUGAGCUCUUUUUGACAUUGUCAAUCGCAGCUAUCUCAGGCAACCCAUCUUCCAGGUCUAUGUGUUUGCUGGGCAUUGUUCAGGAUCAUCCUAUCAGGAUUCUGGUGGACUCAGGGAGCUCUCAUAGAUUUAUUUCUUAGGAAUUAGCUCACAGAAUGUCUGGGGAAACACAGUUGGCUGUUCCAAUUAAGGUGAAAGUGGCAAAUGGGGACAUUCUGCAAUGUACAUCUCGAAUUGAACAAGUUGCUUGGUCUUCUAGUGGCUAUCAGUUUCUCGCAGACAUGAAGGUGCUUUCUCUAUCCUCUUAUGACAUGAUACUUGGUUUGGAUUGGUUGGAGCACUUUAGUCCUAUGCAAGUGCAUUGGAAGCAUAAAUGGCUAUUUGUACCUUAUAGGGGCUCUACCGCUAUUUUGUGGGGUAUGCUGGAUGAAAUUCCUGAAGGUGCCAUCGUCCGUGUAUGUUCCGUGCAAACACAGCCUUCUGAAACACCUUGUUUCUCUGCCACCAGAUAUACAAUUGUUGAUCGAUGCUUUUGCUGACUUAUUUGAAGUUCCUGCUGAGUUGCCUCCAGUAAGGGACUGUGAUCACCAGAUUCCUUUGGUAGAGGGUGCCUCACCAGUAGUGGUCUGACCCACAGAUUUGCUCCUGCCUUGAAAACUGAGAUUGAAACUCAGAUACAUGAAAUGCUCAAGAAUGGUCUGAUUCACAAAAGCUCUAGCCCUUUCUCAUCUCCUGUGUUAUUAGUCAAGAAAAAGGACAAUACAUGGCGUUUCUGUGUCGAUUACAGGCACCUCAAUGCUAUUACCAUGAAAGGGAAAUACCCAGUGCCUAUUAUUGAUGAAUUCCUUGAUGAGCUUGCACAUGCCAGUUGGUUCUCUUGUUUGGAUCUCAUGGCUGGGUUUCACCAAAUCAGAUUGCAGCCGGGUGAGGGAUUUAAAACAGCAUUCCAAACUCAUUGUGGUCUCUAUGAAUUCAGAGUUAUGCCAUUUGGGUUGACUGGAGCCCCCGGAACAUUUCAAGCAGCAAUGAAUACUACACUUGCACCGUGUCUCUGCAAGUUUGUGUUAGUUUUCUUCGAUGACAUUCUGGUAUACAGCGAGACAUUAGAGGAGCAUAUUCAACACCUCCAGGUAGUCUUUGAGCUGCUGAGGAAGGACCAAUGGAAAAUUAAGCUCUCCAAGUGUGCUUUUGCCCAACGGCAGAUAUCUUAUUUGGGUCAUACUAUCAGUGAGAAAGGUGUGGGCACCGACCCACAAAAGAUCUCCGUUAUUGCUGAUUGGCCAGUUCCUGCUAAUACCAAGGAGUUAAGGAGUUUUCUGGGCCUCGCUGGUUAUUACCGCAAAUUUGUGAGGAACUUCGGGGUGAUUAGCAAACCUUUAACUGAUCUUCUCAAAAAGCAUACCUUGUUUAUUUGGUCUUCUGUGCAUGAUAGCUCCUUUAUUGCCUUGAAAUCUGCCUUGUGCAAUGCUCCAGUUUUGGCCCUACCUGAUUUUUCUAAGGUUUUCUCCAUCGAGACAGAUGCUAGUGGUGUGGGAAUUGGAGCAGUCCUCAUGCAAGAUGGACACCCCCUGGCAUUUAUCAGCAAGGCUUUGGGUCCCAAGUCACAAGGUUUAUCUACCUAUGAAAAAGAAUAUUUGGCCAUCCUUUUGGAUGUCCAGCAGUGGCGUUCCUAUCUUCAAUUUGCUGAAUUCAUUAUUUUUACUGAUCAAAGGAGUUUGUCCCAGCUAUCUGAGCAGCAGCUGCAUACUCCUUGGCAACACAAAGUGUUCACUAAGCUGCUGGGCCUCCAAUACAAGAUAGUGUACAAGAAAGGAUCUGAUAACCGCGUUGCAGAUGCGCUGUCUCGCAAAACAGCUCAUGCAUCUCAGUGUGCUACAGUCUCGGCAUGUACUCCUUAGUGGCUUGCUACAGUGGUUGCUGGAUACAAAGAUGAUGAGUCCAUUAUUGCGUUGCUGUCUAAAUUGGCGAUUGACCCUACAGCUGUGCCACAUUUCACCCUCCAAAAUGGUCUCCUGCGCUAUAAAAACAGAAUAUGGCUGUGUACUAACAAGGAUUUGCAACUGAAAAUCAUACAGGCUUGUCAUGAUAGCCCUGUAGGGGGCCAUUCUGGAGUGCCAGUCACUUAUAUGCAUUUGAAGAAGAUGUUUUCUUGGAGAGGGAUGAAAUCUGAUGUUCAUAAAUAUGUCAAGUCAUGUAUGGCCUGCCAGAGAGCCAAACCUGAUAGAGCUCGAUUGCCUGGGCUCUUGCAGCCAUUACCUGUUCCAGAUUCAGCUUGGCAGGUUUUAUCUCUUGAUUUUGUUGAAGGCUUACCCACUUCUGGUCAGGUAAUUUGUGUACUGAUGGUGAUUGAUUACUUUACUAAAUAUGGCCAUUUCAUUCCUCUACACCACCCAUUUACAGCCCAUACUAUAGCCAAUGUCUUUCUUGCCAACGUCUACAAACUCCAUGGGAUGCCUUCUGCUAUUGUCCCUGAUCAUGAUCGAGUUUUCACUAGUGCAUUCUAGAAGGAAUUAUUCAAACUUGCAGGAGUUGAACUUCACAUGAGCUCUAGCUACCACCCCCAGUCAGAUGGCCAAACUGAGUGGCUCAAUCAGACCAUGGAAACUUUUCUCAGAUGUUUUGUCAAUGCUUGCCCCGCUAAAUGUAGUAGUUGGUUGUUGUUGGCCGAAUAUUGGUACAACAAUACUCCACACUCCGCUAUUGGCACCACGCCGUUUGAAGCUUUAUAUGUUUAUUCCCCAAAAAAUUUUGGCAUUUCUGCGGCUGAUUCAGUGGCUAUUCCUGAACUGUCCGUGUGGUUACAAGAUAGGAAGGUUAUGACUGAAUUGAUCAAACAGCACCUUCAUCGUUCUAGGGAGAGAAUGAAGAAGCAAGCAGACAAACAUCGUUCUGAGCGACAGUUUGCUGUGGGUGAUUUUGUGUUUGUUAAGCUGCAGCCUUACAUUCAGAAAUCCUUGGUGCCCCGUUCCAACAAGAAACUAUCGUACAAAUACUUCAGUCCAUUUCCAGUGCUCGAGAGGAUUGGCAUGGUUGCCUAUAAGCUCCAGCUUCCUGCUCAUUCUUCUGUACACCCGGUCUUCCACGUCUCCCAGUUGAAGCAUGCUGUCACUGACAGGGAUCAGGUAUCUCCAACCUUUCCAACUGAUGUUGUUCUUCCCCGAGUUCCUGAGUUGAUCUUGCAGACCAAGUCCUCUCCAAAUGGCCGCUCCUCCAACAAGUUGUUCCUGGUCAAAUGGUCUGGUUGGCCAGACACCAUGGUGACUUGGGAAGAUGCUGAAGACGCAAAGCGGCAUUUUUCGCGGGCACCCGCUUGGGGUCAAGCGGUGUAUCAAGAGGGAGGGGAUGUUAGCAACACCGAUGCUGCUACGACCGGUCUGCGACUAAGCCGUCCCAGGAAGCCCAAUACUCGUGUCUCCGGCCCAGAGUGGGUCAACAUGCUUGCAUGCAUGCAGUAGGGCUGAAGCCCAUUUAAGAUCAUCUACUUAAGUACCAAUAGACGAGGGGAGAGGUAUCAAACUUGUAACAAACAACUGGAUUGCUUCGCAAGCUGACCUCGUUCCUUCCUCGCCAAUCCUCUUCCCGAUCUGAUUCAAUCCCCAAUUCUUCCUCUC
Panicum virgatum (switchgrass) is the source of this 4658-nucleotide messenger RNA. RefSeq lists its product as uncharacterized. Lineage: Eukaryota; Viridiplantae; Streptophyta; Magnoliopsida; Poales; Poaceae. The record is from RefSeq and is a predicted model, not a curated record. The coding region runs from base 299 to 730 and encodes 143 amino acids. The transcript is spliced from 3 exons.